AUGGAUUCGCAUCCUGACGAGCGUCCUGCGAAGCGCUUUAAGCACCAAUCGUACAAGGCUUCUUUAAAGGAGGUCCAUCUCCCCUCCGCACUCACGCAAACAAAAUUCGACCACGACCUCGCGGACAAUGAUUCUCACUUCCACGAAGCUCUCUUGCACUGGCAAGAACUCAACCUUGCGCCGGCGUUCCUCGAAUUCGCCCGACAUGCCGACCCUCUCUCGGCGUCGAUGCCUCUGUUGCUGCACAAUUGGAGAGAGAUCGUAGAGCUAUGGCUGGGAGCGUUGGAGAAAAGUAACGAUGAAGGGUUGAAGGCGAUACUCGACCUGUUCCAAAAGCUUGCGCAUGACCUACGGGCAACGCUCGCCCCCGAAUAUCCUCGUGUUCUUAGGCGGCUCCUCAAGCUACUACCGCGCUCGCUCUCGGCUGAGGCUUUGACGGCUCUCUUAGCGACCUUUUCGGCCCUCUUCAAAUACGUCCUUGUACCUUCGGUGGAUUCUCAGCUUUUGGAACAAGCUUGGGCUGCAUUCCACGAGGUCUUGCCGAAGUGCCAUCCUGAGGUACAACGUGCAACUGCGGAAGUCUGGGGUGCUACUCUUCGUCGGCUGAAGGUCUCUCUGAGAGAGGACUGCGUCCGCAUCCUGGCCGCAAGCUCCGGGGAUGGACUGGGCGAUGCAUGCGCAUGGAUUUUCGUGACCGCUUGCAAGUCGGUCUCUCAAACCUUGCACACAGCGACGGCUAGUCUCAUCGCUCCCCUCAUCCGAUUUCACUUGACUAGUGACGCUCCGGAAACCUCAUUCACCCUCGUACGACGUGUCCUGACUGCGCUCAUCCAUCAUUGCAAGGGUCCAGAGCAGUUCUCUCCCAUCUCCGACGCUAUAGUUGCUCAGUAUCUGGAUAUCGUCAAGGGCGACGACGAGGAACAGAUCUCCCGGGUUGUGAAUGUCGUCAGCGUAGUCUGCUCUGUCCGACAAGGCUCGCGGAUGACUCAUAAGCAACUCUCAGCUCUGCUAGCGGAAUAUCUUUCUCUGCCGAUGACGGACUCAAUGCAUGCCUCACUAGUCAGGUUCGCGAUCAGUGCGUUGACAGCGGGUGAGAUGGCGUUAUGGAUGGCACACGGACGUAAGGUCCUCGAGCGGUCCUGGGAGCGCCCCGUUCUCGGCAUGGAGCUCACCGGCGCACUCUCUGAUCUCUCCUGGGGUGGAUGGAAGAUGCUCGCUGCCUCACACGUCUCCGGCGACACGCACAAGCUGCUGGAGACGCAUCCUGCGGAGACGCUUGAGCUCCUCGCUGCUCUUCACAAGCAGAGGCGGCUGAACGACAUGGACAUCGUAUGGAAACAGCGGUUCCAGGCAUGGGUCGAGGCGACAUUUGCGUCGUGGGAGCACACGAACCGGAAUGUGCGAAUGCUGGAGCACGUCCUCGAGUUGUCCAGCUUGCUUCCCUCGGCCUCAAAAUUCCUGGUGCAUAUAGUCGACCAGACGCUCAACAGCCAGGAUCCACGGGCUGAGUACGAGAGCACGUACGCGAACUCAGCGUGGGUAAUCGGUGCUUGUACACAAGUUCUUUCCGAACGACCCGUUACAGAGUGGGCGGAUGCAGUGGAGAUCACCGCUUGGACGAGCAAGAUUGUGCAAAAGUGGGGGUGGUCGAGUAGGGCGCUUGAAGGUUUGGCUCCGCUUGUACGCUCGAGGUGA
Trametes versicolor FP-101664 SS1 is the source of this 1695-nucleotide messenger RNA. RefSeq lists its product as uncharacterized. The transcript is spliced from 7 exons. Bases 1 to 1695 code for a protein of 564 amino acids. The record is from RefSeq and is a predicted model, not a curated record. Gene Ontology annotation, cellular component: small-subunit processome; nucleolus; 90S preribosome. Lineage: Eukaryota; Fungi; Basidiomycota; Agaricomycetes; Polyporales; Polyporaceae.